ACGUACGUCAGUCACAUCAUUCAUUGUCCUAGUGCCCCUGGCCAAUAUAUGGAUGUCACACCCACACAACACGCUCACAUACAAUGCAUGCAAUGUGUCUGUCACUCAACUCACGUGUACCGCCUCCCCGACACGACCCCCCUCUUGUGCACCGGUAGACUCUCGUUGUCGGCGUAUUUGGCCUUCUUGAGCCAACAUGUCAGCCGAUCUGUCGAUGCCUUGUUGGUAUAGUGCGACCAGUAUCUGCAUGUGGGGUGGCUCUGGCAGAGGGACUGACACGCCAGGUGGGAGCUGAUGUGGGCGAUAGGCGUGCCCGGCAGCGACUCGCCAGUGUACUCCACGUCCACGUCAUAGCCCCCUAAGGCACGCGCACACACACACACGUGGAGAGAGAGAGAGAGAGAGAGAGACAUGCAUUGAGAUCUCUCUCGCUUUGUUUGUGUCGUCUCUUCGUCUGUCUCACCACAUGCCUUUGGCCCGGUGACAUAUCCCUGUGCGUCAAUCCCCUCUGUCUUCGUUUUCUGAUGCCGCGCCCGCUUCAAGUAACACGCAUACGCCCUCCCCUCCUCAAUGCUGUCGCGGAGACCACUCUCGGCCGCAUCACUGCUGGUCGUUUGCUCUUCUGUCUCCCCCACAUACACAAACCCAUUGCAGUUGACGCUGGCCUGACAUAGCUCCUGACACACCAGCGGGGCGUCGAUCAACACCUGCUGCCCGUUCUUCGGAUGUGGGGCGAGCCGGGUGGAAGCCACCGGCAUGUGUGGAAGGCUCUCCCCCUCACAGAAUGCGUUGCUUUCCAUACACUCGCACAGUCGUGGCCCGGAAACGACGUGGGCCUCCGGCUCCAGCACUGCUGGGCUGUGGCCUGCCUUCAGGACACAUCUGAAGUCCUUUUCGUGCCAUGAGAAACCGCCGCAGCCCGUGGUGUGCUGGCAGCGAUAUUGGCAUAGUAUGGCGGACAUGAUGCCCUCCUCUGGUGGGACGCGCUGCAGGUCCCGUGUGUUGGUCGUCUCGGGGAGCAUGCAGCUGUGGUCCUCACGCGUGUAGGCCGGCAAGCUGCUAAAGCUCCGCUUGGCAUCGCCUGCACACAAAAGGUACAUAUAAGAGACAGACAAGAGAGCACCUGCGCAUCCAUUCAUUCACUCAGACGUGCGCUCACCGCCUCCUGGCAUGAUCGCCCCCUGCCACACCUCCACCUCGCACAGCGACAAGAUCCGCUGAGGAACAUCCGCUGCGGCCUUGAGCACAAGCCACACAUAUUCGCCCUUAGGUAGGUUGUCACACGUCAGCUGGGUCCAUUCGCUUGGUGGAAUAUCUCUUAGCUCAACUUCUGGCUCGCACUCUGUCAGAUUGGCCUCCCCGAACCUCUCAUCAUCACUCUCGCCUACGAAGACUCUGAUGUCCUCUGCACACACGCACAAUUGGGGGUCGCUUCUCCAAGCAAUUGUCUCCAAGGAUCCGUCAUUGUGUAUCACCUAGCAAUGAAGCACGUUUCGGAGCCAGGAAGCGGACAGCCCCGAUCGAAAAGGGAUGUGUAAGGGCUAUGCGCAGCCACGGCUGGGGGGAUGGCGGCGUCUGGCUGCCUGGCAAUAGAGACACGUAGCGAAACAGAGACGAUGAGGAUCAUGUCUCACUUCUUUACAUUUGGAUGGAUCGGGUGUGCCGUCGACAGCGGGGGACGCCGGCUGGCUGCCGCUGCCGCUGCCGCCAUCGGGGUGCUGCUUGACAGGCCGGUGGAGCGCCAGGUUGGGCGGCGCCACCCUCAGUCUCUGCCUCAUCUCUGUCUUCAUCGCCUCCAAAGCCCUCUCGUCAAAUCCCCACACAGCCACCUCACACAGCGUCAUGACGGCGUGUGGCGCAAACGGCAGCACCACCCACACGUAUCGGCCUGUGGGGUACAGCACGUCCGUCACCCAGCCAUAGUCCACGACUUUCUGGCAUUCGAUGGUCGUGGUGCCUCCGGCCAUCCACUUGUUCAUGCCGCCGCCGGGAGGGAUGCAGGGUAGGUUUCCUGCUGCUCGAUAGGCGCCGGGGUCGUU
Molecule: messenger RNA, 2039 nt
Organism: Vitrella brassicaformis
Lineage: Eukaryota; Vitrellaceae
Source: the annotation of a GenBank genome assembly